CCUUCUAAUCCCGAAGUGAUCUUGUUUACUAACUUUGAGGUUGCGUCUGCGUAGAAGCCCCCGUGAAUCAGGUCUUGAGGACACAGCGCGGGGUUCAAUAAGGCUUGUCACGUUUCACGUACACCCGAUAUCUAAUGAGAUAGACAGUGAUGGACAGCCAAGUUGCUCGAGAUGGUCGUCUCAUGGAGCUAGUAGAUGAAAAAUGGCGAGUUGACAAACUCCCUAUGGAAGAGGUCGCUGUUCCCCAGAUGGAACUUCCCGAGAUAGAGCCAGAUAACGGCCCCACCAAUGAAACACUGAAGGAACAGGAGCAAAAAUGGAGUGACCUGGCCUUGUCUGCUCUACAUGACCAGCCCCCAGCUACCACCAAUAACUGACUCGUGGCCAUAUACAUGUAUCAACUUUGUGGACAAGAUGUGAAUUACACAUCAACAGUCAAGGUGUCUGGAUUAUCUUUGUU
This is a messenger RNA of Magallana angulata, 460 nucleotides long. Its product is annotated as anaphase-promoting complex subunit 13-like. Lineage: Eukaryota; Metazoa; Mollusca; Bivalvia; Ostreida; Ostreidae. The record is from RefSeq and is a predicted model, not a curated record. Gene Ontology annotation, cellular component: anaphase-promoting complex. The transcript has 2 exons. The coding region runs from base 150 to 377 and encodes 75 amino acids. Gene Ontology annotation, biological process: protein K11-linked ubiquitination.